CUACAGCUCCCGGCGAGCUCCGGCAGAGGAAAGCCUUCGCAUCCGCCGCCGCCGCCGCCGCCGCCGCCGCCUUUCCGCCAGCGGCCCGGGAGCGACGCCGUUCUGGCCGCCUCGUCCGCCCCGCGGCGCCGUUUGCAGCUGCCAGAGAUGUUUCCCGAGGCAGCGGCAGCCGCGCCGGUGUAAGCCCGCCGCCGCCCCGCGCUCCUGCCCUCUCGUCCCGCAGAGCGCCCAGCAUGUCUCCGGCGCUGCUGGUGCUCUGGCUGUGGCUGGGCUCCGGCGGGGCGCGCGGCCUCGGAGGUGCCCCGGCGGCGCCGACCGGGCUGCGGCUGCCCCUGCACAGCGCGCUGCCUGGAGCGCCGCCGCCGGAGGGGCGGGCGCGGCGCUCGGCCGAGGAGCGGGACCAGCCCCGGCGCCGCGCCGCCGCCAGCAGCUUCGUGGCCAUGGUGGACAACCUGCGGGGCAAGUCGGGGCAGGGCUACUACGUGGAGAUGACGGUGGGGAGUCCCCCGCAGAAGCUGAAUAUCCUGGUGGACACAGGAAGCAGUAACUUCGCUGUGGGUGCAGCCCCUCAUCAGUUCCUGCAGCGAUACUACCAGCGCCAGCUCUCCAGCACCUAUCGGGAUCUGCGGAAGGGGGUCUACGUGCCCUACACGCAAGGGAAGUGGGAAGGAGAGCUAGGCACGGACUUGGUGGCCAUCCCUCAUGGCCCAAACGUCACGGUCCGCGCCAACAUCGCUGCCAUCAUCAAGUCGGACAAGUUCUUUAUCAAUGGCUCCAACUGGGAAGGCAUUCUGGGCUUGGCAUACGCUGAGAUUGCCCGGCCGGAUGACAGCCUGGAGCCCUUCUUUGACUCACUGGUGAAGCAAACCCAGGUGGCCAACAUCUUCUCCCUGCAGCUGUGUGGAGCAAGCUUCCCGACCAAUGACUCGGAGGCCCUGGCAUCCGUGGGGGGCAGCAUGAUCGUUGGGGGCAUCGACCAGACCCUCUACAGGGGCAACAUCUGGUACACACCCAUCCGGAAGGAAUGGUACUACGAGGUCGUCAUAGUCAAGAUUGAGAUCAACGGGCAGGAUCUCCAGAUGGACUGCAAGGAGUACAAUUACGACAAGAGCAUUGUGGACAGCGGGACCACCAACCUUAGGCUGCCUAAGAAAGUCUUUGAGGCGGCGGUGAAGUCCAUCAAGACAGCUUCCUCGACGGAGAAGUUCCCAGAUGGCUUCUGGCUGGGGGAGCAGUUGGUUUGCUGGCAAGUGGGAGCAACCCCCUGGAACAUCUUCCCGGUCAUCUCACUCUACCUGAUGGGCGAGACCACUAACCAUUCCUUCCGGAUCAGCAUCCUGCCCCAGCAAUACCUGAGGCCUGUGGAGGAUGUGGCCACCUCUCAGGACGAGUGCUACAAGUUUGCCGUCUCCCAGUCCUCCACUGGCACCGUCAUGGGGGCAGUGAUCAUGGAGGGCUUCUAUGUGGUCUUUGACCGGGCCCAAAAGCGCAUCGGCUUUGCUGUCAGCUCUUGCCACGCACAGGACGCAUUCCGGACGGCUGCGGUGGACGGGCCUUUCCUGCACCCUGACAUGGAGGACUGUGGCUACAACAUCCCCCAGACGGACGAGUCGACGCUGAUGACCAUUGCGUACAUCAUGGCAGCCAUCUGCGCCCUGUUCAUGCUCCCCCUCUGCCUCAUGGUCUCGCAGUGGCGCUGCCUGCGCUGCCUCCGCCGCGGCCACGGUGACUUUGCUGAUGACAUUUCCCUGCUGAAGUGAGCGCUGCCUGUGCCGGCAGUCGUGGCUGGGCAGGGAGCACGGGGGCCAUUGUCCCCUCUCCUGGGGCUGCUGCGGCCUCUGCCCCUGCCAUGGGGGAGUGGCUGCUGCCACUGCUGCUGCUGCCCAGAGCCCACUGCAACCACCACUCUCCAGCCAGUGGUGGGCAGAGCAGUUGGCAGGACCAAUGGUGGCGGAGGAGCCGCCCCCUUUGCUUCCAUGGGGCACUCAGAGUUCCACCCCACCCGGGCGGCUGACGAGGCUGGUGGGAAGAGAGCAGCACCAGCGGCUGGCAGGAGGGCUGGGCCGGGCCGGGGUGGGGCCCGUCUUCUGUACGGCGAGCCCCAGGACCUUUUCUCCCAUGCUCUGAAUCUGCCUGUGACCGUGACUGCUGCCGCUCGUGCGACACAGAAGCAUUCGGUGGAAAGGGGGGGCUCCCUAGCAACGCUUCUUUGUAAUUUAUUAAGGGGGGGUUGCGUGCUUGUGUGUCUUUAAAAUAUAUCAAUAAUUACGAAACCGAAAGGGGGCCACAAGAGCCCACUUUCAGAGUCUUCGGAUGCCUGCCGCUUGGAACUUUGGUGACACCACUUCAAGGACACCCCUCCCCCCCCCAUGCCUGCUAGGAGCAGGGAUCAGCUCAAGAUGAGGGACCUACUUCACUGGUGAAGGGAUCACUGGACCUUUUCUAGGGUGGAUUAAGUCUGGAUGGAAGUAAACUUUUUUUAAAUUCCAGGAGUUGAGAAGGUGAUGGCUAUAAUGGGGGCAGUUGCCUCUUCAGGGGUGGGGACCUUUCCUGCAGCUCUGCCUGUCCUUGUGCUGCCCUUCCUCCUUUGCCCACUGGGUGGGGAAGCUUUCUCUGGCAGGUCCAGGGAACUUUCCUCCUCCAGGUUCUGGUAGUGAGGCCCCAUGAGCUGGCCUUUGGGGUCAGCACAAGGCUCCCAGCUUCUCUGGAGGGUGAUGGAACUGUGCCACUGGGCAGAGUGCCUGCUGGCAGGAGCAGGAUCUGCUCAAAGGCUCAGAAGGCCAGAGGAUGCUGUUGGACCGGGCAUUGAGUUCGAUUCGAGGGAGGUGUGUCCUCACAUGUCAGUGGAAUCCCCGCAUGGUUGACCUCAGUAGGAACGGCUGAUCCCUUGAUGCAAAGCACAGGGGCAGCUGAAGCAGCGGCCUUCCUCUGGCACUUCUUCCUCUGAAAGGAAUGCAAAUGUACUGCCCCUUUCUGUGGAUCUGGCCCAGGUUCUUUCCUCCUGUCCUUGGCCCAAGAAGGUCAGAUUACUGCUCUGCUGAAGUGAGGAUUUGAAGUCAAAGCAGCCCUGUUGGGGCUCAGGAAGAUGGCCUGGGGCUUGGGGGCCCAAAGGCCUUGGGCAGUUGGUGGCUGCCUACGGAAUGGUCAGAGGCCUCUUUCCUUGGCAGCCUGCAGUCUUGCCUGCCAAGGAACCACUGGCUGUCUUCCAUGCUCCGUUGGCAGCCAGCCAUGGGCCCCGACCAGCCCUUUCCUGGGCUGGGCUGGGUCUCCAUUGCUGUCAACAGCUUUGGCUGUUUGGAACGCUCCUUGGGAAACCCUUUGCUCAGACGCUUGCUGGGGGGGUGGGGGGUGGGUGGGAAGGGGACAGCUGCGUUCAGUGUGCUUGUAUAGUAUUUUGUAAAUAUUUGUAGUAAUGGCUGCCCAAUCUUCCCAUUUUGUCUCAAAUGCAAAUGGAGGAAAAAGCCAGAUAACCUU
Messenger RNA from Candoia aspera, 3474 nucleotides. RefSeq names its product beta-secretase 1 (gene BACE1). NCBI's taxonomy places the organism in Eukaryota, Metazoa, Chordata, Lepidosauria, Squamata, Candoiidae. The coding region runs from base 234 to 1760 and encodes 508 amino acids. The transcript has 9 exons. Gene Ontology annotation, molecular function: aspartic-type endopeptidase activity. Gene Ontology annotation, cellular component: endosome; plasma membrane; trans-Golgi network. Gene Ontology annotation, biological process: membrane protein ectodomain proteolysis; amyloid-beta metabolic process. The record is from RefSeq and is a predicted model, not a curated record.